ACUGGACUUCCGGUCGGGAAGAUGGAGGCUCUGCACCGGCUUCGACAGUUUGAUGCCUAUCCCAAGACCCUGGAGGACUUCCGAGUGAAGACGUGCGGCGGGGCUGUAGUUACCGUGAUUAGUGGUCUUAUAAUGCUGAUUUUGUUUUUCUCUGAGCUCCAGUAUUUUCUCACUAAAGAGGUAUAUCCUGAACUAUUUGUCGAUAAAUCCAGAGGAGACAAGUUAAAGAUCAAUAUUGAUAUUGUAUUUCCAUAUAUGCCUUGUGCUUAUCUGAGCAUAGAUGCCAUGGAUGUAGCUGGGGAGCAGCAACUGGAUGUCGAGCACAAUCUGUUGAAACAACGAUUGGGAAAUGAUGGGAAACCCAUAUCAUCAGAAGCAGAAAGGCAUGAUCUAGGAAAAUCAGAGGAGCAUGUAGUGUUUGACCCCAAAACUUUAGAUCCUAGUCGUUGCGAAAGCUGCUUUGGUGCAGAGACUGAAGAUAUAAGGUGUUGUAAUACAUGUGAUGAUGUGCGGGAGGCCUAUCGCCGGAAGGGGUGGGCAUUCAAGACGCCAGAUUCCAUAGAGCAGUGUAAACGGGAGGGCUUCAGUCAGAAGAUGCAGGAGCAGAAAAAUGAGGGCUGCGAGUUGUACGGAUUCCUGGAUUUAGAAAUGCCCUAA
Nanorana parkeri is the source of this 657-nucleotide messenger RNA. It is a transcript of the gene ERGIC3, whose product is annotated as ERGIC and golgi 3. Gene Ontology annotation, cellular component: COPII-coated ER to Golgi transport vesicle; endoplasmic reticulum; Golgi membrane. Lineage: Eukaryota; Metazoa; Chordata; Amphibia; Anura; Dicroglossidae. Bases 22 to 657 code for a protein of 211 amino acids. The transcript is spliced from 6 exons. Gene Ontology annotation, biological process: retrograde vesicle-mediated transport, Golgi to endoplasmic reticulum; endoplasmic reticulum to Golgi vesicle-mediated transport. The record is from RefSeq and is a predicted model, not a curated record.